Messenger RNA from Clonostachys byssicola, 687 nucleotides. Lineage: Eukaryota; Fungi; Ascomycota; Sordariomycetes; Hypocreales; Bionectriaceae. The record is from the annotation of a GenBank genome assembly.
AUGUUGCUCUGCCCAACUAUCCUUCUUCUCUUCGCCCUUCCUUUCUCCUCGGCCAAUGAGUGUAUCAAAUACUCAUGCAGUGCCUGUGCUUGCUAUGAAUGGGAAAACCCCUCCCCAACCGUCACUGUUGAGCCCUCCCCGACGCCUACGGGUCCUGCUAAUCUCAUCAUCAAUGGCGGGUGGGAGUCGUUUGAUGGUGGAGGCAUUGCUCCGUGGAUCUCGAAGCAGGGCACAGGUGGCUCCAGGCCUUGGAACGACGACGAUGAGCCAUAUAUGCCUCCAUACAUUCCAUAUCAUUCCCGCAGCGGUAAAUGGGUUCUCAUCAUGGCAAACCCCACAGACUGGCAGGGAAACGUUAUAGAGGAAACCAUGUCCCAAACGGUCAGCCUGGUGAGCGGGACCGAGUACCGCUUCGAGGCUUACUACAGUCUUUUGUUCCUCCCCAAGACAACGACUACGUGCCGCUUUUGGGCGUCAAUUGAUGGGGUUGAGAAGGGGGGAGUGACUGUCGGCAACAGCGAUCUUGGAGACCCCUAUAAUUUCGACUUGAUCGCCUUUCCAUACACACCUUCGACUACUGGAGACAGCACAGUGAGCAUACAAUUCAAGUGCAAUGAUGCUACUUUCGAGGAAGGAGGUGUUAUAGGCGUGGACGAUAUCAGCCUGACUGAAGUAACCACCUCAUGA